CAAACAUUCCUCCAAGGAACCUGCAAAAGAGCUGCUGAAUGAGCUCCGGGAGAGCCCUGCUCCCCCAGAGCCCCAACAGCUGCUCCUGGGCCAGGAGAGGAGAGGUCCCCCAGCCUUUCAGCAGCAAGAUAGUUUCAACAUAGAAGGGGCGCACAGGACCGAAGAAUCAAUAAGCCAUCACUUAACUUGAUAAUAAGGCAAAGUAAACUGGGAAAUGACUGGAACAGGCUAAAAGUGAUGGAAGCAAACGGUACGGAUACCAGAGAGAUCGAGGAGAUAGCUGGAAAGUUAACUGAAAGCGCAAUCAAGGCUGUCAUUAAGCACCAGAGAGAAGCUGAAUUUAUAGUCAAAAAUAUUCAAUGGGCCACUUGCCAGGACUUUACAGUGGAUCUGGGACGGCAGCAGAUCGAAGAGUACAUUUUAACAUGGGAGAUGCACGAGAGCUGGUUACACUGGUCAGAGUACCUUCACGAGGAAGAGCUGGAAUACAUCGUUCGCUACUGCUACCGGGUGAAGUGGAGCAUCCCUACCUGCCGGAAGCCCAUCCCGCGGGCCACUGCCUGCGUCUACUUCUUCAUCGAUAUCUCCAAAAUCAAACCUGCUUGGCUACCCGUUGAAGUAUUUUUCAUUCUGGAGUCCAGCAAAUACAUUCACAGACCGGGAAAGUCUCGUUUCAGAGAAAAGUGGCUGAAGGACGUUAUUGAAAACAAAAUCAUCCUGAUGAACGGCAUCACCUUCUAAGAAACAAUAUCUGUCUACAUUCUAAGUUCAGUUAUAUUUUGUGACUCGUCAGACUCCAGAGUGCACUACCCCAAAUAUUUUACCUCAAAGCACAAACCAUUUCUUGGAAAAUAAACUAAUC
This is a messenger RNA of Tachyglossus aculeatus (Australian echidna), 862 nucleotides long. RefSeq names its product A-kinase anchoring protein 14 (gene AKAP14). The coding region runs from base 238 to 741 and encodes 167 amino acids. The transcript is spliced from 7 exons. Gene Ontology annotation, molecular function: protein kinase A regulatory subunit binding. Lineage: Eukaryota; Metazoa; Chordata; Mammalia; Monotremata; Tachyglossidae. The record is from RefSeq and is a predicted model, not a curated record. Gene Ontology annotation, cellular component: cAMP-dependent protein kinase complex.